AUGAUUCAGGUUGUUUUAAAUAAUGCAACUUUGGAGACCGACAAUCCAGAUCUACGAGAUCGGGCCUACAUAUAUUGGCGUCUUCUUUCAACAGAUCCAGAGGCUGCAAAAGAUGUUGUUUUAGCUGAGAAACCAGUGAUUAGUGAUGAUUCAAAUCAAUUCGACUCAUCUCUCCUCUCUGAACUUCUGGCUAACAUUGCUACAUUGUCCUCUGUUUAUCACAAAACGCCUGAAACAUUUGUAACUCGUGUGAGAACCAUUCCAAAAACAGAAGAAGAAGAGUUACCAGAGGGCUUUUCCAAUACACCACGUGCACAUAUUCUUAAUGGUGCACCAUCACCUACUACUAUACCUGUUUCUCCUUAUGCUUUAACAAAGCAAACAUCUCUUCCACCUGCUUCCAUUCCAGAUUUACUCGAUCUAGGUCUUGAUGUUGAUGUUGGUAAUAGUAAUGCCAUGGUGCCUGUUGAUUCGCCUUCAGCACCUACAGGGCCGCCGCUACCGAUUUUGUUACCGGCUGCAAAUGGUCAAGGUUUACAGAUUAGCGCGCAGCUGGUGAGGAGAGAUGGCAAGGUUUUUUACAGCUUAAUUUUGGAGAACAACACACAGAAUUCACUCGAUGGAUUUAUGAUCCAGUUCAAUAAAAAUACCUUCGGUCUUGCUGCCGGUGGACCACUUCAGGUACCGGAAUUGCUACCGGGAACGACCAGAAAAGCCCUUCUUCCGAUGGUUCUGUUCCAGAAUAUGGCGCCGGGUUCUCCGACCUCGCUUUUACAGGUUGCAGUGAAGAACAAUCAACAGCCUGUAUGGUACUUUAAUGAUCGAAUCUCGUUGUUUGUAUUGUUCACAGAAGAUGGAAAAAUGGAACGCGACAUCUUCCUUGAGACAUGGAGGUCAUUGCCGGAUUCGAAUGAGGUCUCGAAGGAGAUUCGUGGAAUUUUGAUUAACAACGUUGAUGCAACUAUAGAGGAGUUGGCUUCCUCAAAUAUGUUUUUCAUUGCGAAGCGUAAGAAGAAAAACCAAGAGGUUUUGUAUUUAUCUGCUAAACUCCCAAGAGGAAUCCCUUUAUUGAUCGAACUCACAGCAGUUUUGGGGUCUCCCGGCGUUAAAUGUGCCCUUAAAACUCCCAGCCCUGAAAUGGCUCCGUUAUUCUUUGAAGCCCUCGAAACUCUACUCCAGGCUUGAAGGUUUGAGAGACUUU
This is a messenger RNA of Lactuca virosa, 1201 nucleotides long. The record is from the annotation of a GenBank genome assembly. Lineage: Eukaryota; Viridiplantae; Streptophyta; Magnoliopsida; Asterales; Asteraceae.